CAAAGUUGGGAUCGGACACUUCUGCCAGGCCCCUUUUUUUAUGCACAGCCAGAGGACGAGCUGCGAACGAGCUCUUCAGCUGUCGCUGCGGACAGCUCUCUGCAGGCAGAUCCGCCUGCACCUGAUCCCACGAGUGUGUGGAGCCUUCAUCUCCCCGUGGCCCGCCGUGGCCCCUCUCUGUCUGAAAGCUGCAGGUCCCAUCUUGCUCCGCCAUGACGGUUGCUACCAGCGACCCCGCGGAUGAGGCGGCGGCCCAUCCGGGCCAGCCCCAUGACCACUACGACCCGGAGCCGGACCACGAGUGCUGCGAGAGGGUCGUCAUCAACAUCUCAGGCCUGCGUUUCGAGACGCAACUCAAGACGCUGUCCCAGUUUCCGGAGACGCUGCUGGGAGAUCCUAAAAAAAGAAUGAGAUACUUUGAUCCUCUCCGGAACGAAUACUUUUUUGAUCGAAACAGACCGAGUUUUGAUGCUAUUCUCUAUUAUUACCAAUCCGGGGGACGACUACGUCGGCCGGUUAACGUGACCCUGGACAUUUUUUCAGAGGAGAUACGGUUUUAUGAACUGGGUGAGGAGGCCAUGGAGAUCUUCAGGGAGGAUGAGGGCUUCAUCAAGGAAGAGGAGCGGCCUCUGCCAGAGAACGAGUUUCAGAGACAAGUGUGGCUUUUGUUCGAGUACCCAGAGAGCUCUGGUCCGGCCCGCAUCAUUGCCAUCAUCUCUGUCAUGGUCAUUCUCAUCUCCAUCGUCAGCUUCUGUCUGGAGACGCUGCCAGUUUUCCGAAACGAUGACGAGGAGAUGUACAAUUAUCAGUUCCCAUCGAUGUCCAACGCCACCUCCACCUAUGACGGCUCAACUUACUUCACGGAUCCUUUCUUCAUCGUGGAGACCCUCUGCAUCAUCUGGUUCUCCUUUGAGUUUCUGGUGAGGUUCUUUGCCUGUCCCAGCAAAGCCGGGUUUUUCGGCAACAUCAUGAACAUCAUUGACAUUGUGGCCAUCAUUCCUUACUUCAUCACGCUGGGCACGGAGCUGGCGGAGAGGCCGGAGGACAGCCAGGCGGGCCAGCAGGCCAUGUCUCUGGCGAUCCUCCGUGUCAUCCGUCUCGUGAGGGUAUUCCGCAUCUUCAAACUGUCACGCCACUCCAAGGGACUCCAGAUCCUGGGGCAGACUCUGAAGGCCAGCAUGCGCGAGCUCGGCCUCCUUAUCUUCUUCCUUUUUAUCGGCGUCAUCCUCUUCUCCAGCGCCGUCUACUUUGCAGAAGCAGAUGAGCCAAAUUCCCAGUUCAACAGCAUCCCCGAGGCCUUUUGGUGGGCAGUGGUUUCCAUGACCACCGUGGGCUACGGAGACAUGUAUCCAACAACAAUCGGAGGAAAGAUUGUGGGAUCCCUGUGCGCGAUCGCCGGCGUGCUGACGAUCGCCCUGCCCGUGCCUGUCAUUGUAUCAAACUUCAACUACUUCUACCACAGAGAGACAGAGGGCGAGGAGCAGGCGCAGUAUCUCAAUAUCCCAAGUGUGCCUAAAGCCGGCUCCGCCGACGACCUGAAGAAGAGCGGCCGCAGCGGCAGCGGAUCCACCCUCAGUAAGUCCGAUUACGUGGAGAUCCAAGAGGCUGUGAAUCACAGCACCGAGGACUUCCGACGAGAGGCCGUGAAAACGGGAAACUGCACUCUGACCAACACUAACUAUGUAAACAUCACUAAGAUGCGUACCGAUGUAUAAUGUGUGCAACCGUUGAGGGGUUAACUUCUGCUGGGAUCUACGGAAAAUGUAGCGGGAGGAAUGAAGCCGCGUCUCCCCGUGCCGCUCGGCGCACGGCACCCAGUUUAGGAGAAGGGUCAAUAAACCAGACCUCGGGUUUUCCUACGUAUAUGGACCUAUUAACGCAUAUUAUAGAACUGCCAUCUAAUUUUGGGACAUUGCUAGUGUCUGCAUGGAGUUACUGUAGUCUUAUCUGUGACAGUAGGUGUCCUGCUUGCAAGAGUAGCCAGAUAGUAGCCUAACUAUUAAUAAUCAAUAUUAACAAAGUAAAGGGACCUGUAGUUUCUUAUCUUCUUGCUCAAACUGCAACAGAGAAAUUUAAUGAAACAAUGACUUAGAUUA
Molecule: messenger RNA, 2096 nt
Organism: Salarias fasciatus (jewelled blenny)
Lineage: Eukaryota; Metazoa; Chordata; Actinopteri; Blenniiformes; Blenniidae
Gene: kcna2b
Product: potassium voltage-gated channel, shaker-related subfamily, member 2b
Biological process (GO): potassium ion transmembrane transport; protein homooligomerization; action potential
Cellular component (GO): voltage-gated potassium channel complex; membrane; axon terminus
Molecular function (GO): delayed rectifier potassium channel activity; protein binding
Source: RefSeq, a predicted model, not a curated record